AUGAAACUAAAGCGUGUACUCGUAAUCGCGGGCUCGGACAGUUCUGGUGGAGCUGGUCUAGAGGCAGACCAGCGGGUGCUUACCGCUCAUGGCUGCUAUGCCCUCACAGCCACGACGGCAUUGACGGCGCAGAACACAUUAGGUGUGCAGGAUAUUCACGUCGUCCCCGUGGGAUUCGUAAGGAAGCAGAUUAAUGCUGGGUUGGAAGAUGUUGGAGCGGAUGUGGUGAAGUUAGGCAUGUUGGCAUCUGCGGAAACUGCGGAGAUGGUGGCCGACACUCUCCGGCAUCAUAAGGUCUCCAAAGUCGUUCUUGACCCUGUUAUGGUAUCUACUAGUGGCUCAAAGCUGCUCCCUACUGAAGCCGUGAAUAUUGUCCAGACGAAACUUCUUCCAUUGACAACCAUCGUAACCCCUAACAUACCCGAAGCCAUCUUACUGCUUCAGGGUUCAGGGGCGGCUGCCAAAGAUCCCAAGAACCUGGAAGAUGCCAUCCAAAUAGCAAAACAGAUCCAUACCCUAGGCCCGAAAUAUGUUUUGCUCAAAGGUGGCCAUAUGCCGUUAACGGCCAGCUUUCAGAGAGGAACAACAGCCGACCAGCAAGCGUCGAAAGUGGUGGAUGUUCUAUACGAUGGUCAAGAGGUGACGUUGUUUGAGAAUGAGUUUCUCAUAUCCAAGAAUACCCAUGGGACUGGUUGCUCCCUUGCCUCUGCGAUUGCAGCAAAUCUCGCACAAGGGAUGGCUGUGGUGCGGGCUGUUCGUGCCGCGUGCAGGUUUGUCGAGGCCGGCAUCAGGACGAGCGUGGAUAUGGGAAAGGGGAAUGGGCCGAUUAAUCACUUCCAUUCUGUGUACUCACUGCCGUUUGCGCCCAGCGGCCGAUUUGUCGAGUACAUACUGGAUCGUCCCGACGUCCAACCAGUAUGGAAAGCCUUUACGGAACACGAGUUUGUGGCCGGUUUGGGAAAAGGAACGCUGCCGGUGGAAAAGUUCAAGGGCUAUCUGAUCCAAGAUUACCAUUACUUGUCUGCGCAAAUAGUGCUUCACGUCCAGCGCGAAAUGAACUUACAUCUCGAUUACUGCGCAACAUUUGGGUUGACAAAGCAAGACAUCGAAAAUUGCAAGGAGAGCCUAGCAUGUGUUGCCUACAGCAGAUAUAUACUCGACAUAGGUCAAUCGGAGGACUGGCUAGCUCUACAGGUUGCACUCUCACCUUGUCUAAUUGGAUACGGAGCUAUCGCCAAAAAGCUCCAUUGCGAUGAGAAUACCGCACUUACAGGGAACAGGUAUUGGAAAUGGAUUGACAAUUACGUAGCAGAGGACUAUGUGAAGGCAGUAGAGGCUGGGUCCGAGCUCCUAGAACGACACAUGAGGGACGUGUCUCCUACUCGGAUGGAGGAAUUGGUCAAGAUAUUCAUUCGAGCUACGGAGCUUGAGAUUGGGUUCUGGGACAUGGGGCUGCAGGCGGACCAACUGUAG
Histoplasma mississippiense is the source of this 1473-nucleotide messenger RNA. RefSeq lists its product as hypothetical. Gene Ontology annotation, biological process: thiamine biosynthetic process. The record is from RefSeq and is a predicted model, not a curated record. Gene Ontology annotation, cellular component: cytosol. Gene Ontology annotation, molecular function: phosphomethylpyrimidine kinase activity; hydroxymethylpyrimidine kinase activity. Bases 1 to 1473 code for a protein of 490 amino acids. The transcript is spliced from 8 exons. NCBI's taxonomy places the organism in Eukaryota, Fungi, Ascomycota, Eurotiomycetes, Onygenales, Ajellomycetaceae.